UUUUCUUCCUUGGCAACACGAAACACACUACAGAAUUGCGUCGUAGCAGAUAUCUACUCCGAUUGGGUACUUCAUCAUUUCGAUUAUGAUUACCAAAUUGUUCUUUUAUUAUUGUUUUCAUUGAAUUGCAGAAAAAAGCACAGUGUAUGAUAAUGACAAUGUUGGGGAAAGCAAGAGAAGGAGUGGCUCCAUUGAUGAAGCUUGUUAGGUUAAAAGGAAUGUGUAUUUUGGAGCAAUUGCAUUUAGAAGAACGGUUGCUUCGAACGAGUUCGGAUAAUUGGUGUAUUGUUAAUGAUGGAACUACUUCCCCUGCAAUUGUUAUGGGCUUGUCUGGGAAACUUUCAGAACUUGUUGAAGCCAAAUCUGUGUUGCGAGAUCAUAUACCUAUCAUCAGAAGGUUUACUGGGGGAGGAACUGUUAUUGUUGACAAUGGCACUAUAUUUGUUACACUGAUAUGCAAUAAAGACGCCGUUCCAAAUGUUCAACCCUUUCCCCGUCCCAUUAUGUCAUGGAGUGGUCUUUUGUAUGGUAAAGUUUUUGAAGGGCUUGCCGAUUUCCAUCUCCGUGAAAAUGAUUAUGCGUUUGGUGAUCGCAAAUUUGGUGGAAACGCUCAAUCUAUAACCAAGAACCGAUGGAUACACCACACGUCUUUUCUAUGGGAUUAUGAAGACAAGAACAUGUCUUAUCUCAAGUUACCUGCAAAGGCUCCCAAAUAUCGAUUAACAAGAGAUCACACGGAUUUCAUUUGUCGAAUGAAGGAGCACAUGCCGAGAUCAGAAUUUAUAGAGAGAACUAUAAAGGCGGUUGGAGACGAGUUUUCUGUGAAUCCUGUUAGCUUGGAGUCCAUAAACAUUGAUUCUGUUUCUGAAUAUGUUCAUACUACUAAACUACUAACAGAGCAAGAAAUUCGGGAAGCUUCUAUUCUUCAAACUUGAAAACAUAGUUACUAAAAGAGUGAUUAUAAUUUAUUAGUUUCAAUGCAAUGUUUUGAAAUUGUUGUCUAA
This is a messenger RNA of Vicia villosa (hairy vetch), 1004 nucleotides long. RefSeq lists its product as uncharacterized. The record is from RefSeq and is a predicted model, not a curated record. Gene Ontology annotation, biological process: protein modification process. The coding region runs from base 147 to 935 and encodes 262 amino acids. Lineage: Eukaryota; Viridiplantae; Streptophyta; Magnoliopsida; Fabales; Fabaceae. Gene Ontology annotation, cellular component: mitochondrion. The transcript has 4 exons.